This is a messenger RNA of Angiostrongylus costaricensis, 825 nucleotides long. The record is from the annotation of a GenBank genome assembly. NCBI's taxonomy places the organism in Eukaryota, Metazoa, Nematoda, Chromadorea, Rhabditida, Metastrongylidae.
AUGCAUGCAGUAAAGCACCUUAUUCUGUAUCUUCAGGAAGACCAAGAAGCUAGACGAGAGAUUGCUGAGAAAGAUCGUAGAAUUAAGGAUUUGGAGGAAAUGGUCGAGAAAUUGGGCUUGGAUCGUGAGGAGGUGACACUGCCGUCACGUGAAAUGAAGGAGGCGAUGACAAACGCUGUUCUUGGAGAUGAUGUUUACGGAGAAGACCAAACAAUCAACGAGUUGGAAGCAAGAUGUGCCACUUUGCUAGGUAAAGAGGCUGGUCUUUUCGUGGUCAGUGGUACGAUGGGUAAUCUGCUAGCCAUCAUGGCGCAUUGCGAACGUGGUGAUGAGAUCAUCGUCGGAAGAUACAAUCAUAUUUACCGUUGGGAACAGGGGAACUAUGCCCAACUUGCAGGUGUAAGUGCGACGACAGUUGAUGUUGAGAAUGAGGGUACUAUGAAAAAUCAAGAUAUCGAAGAUUCCAUUCGCAUCAAAGACGAUCAUAUGCCACGUUCUCGUCUCAUUUGCGUAGAAAACACGCAUAACUAUGCUGGUGGACGAGCUCUGCCACUCGAAUAUCUUAGAUCUGUUCGAGAACUAGCCUCUCGUCAUAACCUGAAUAUUCAUCUCGAUGGCGCUCGUAUCUACAAUGCUUCUGUUGCUCUUAACGCGAAGGUUUCUGAAAUUGCUCAGUAUGCAGAUUCAGUGAUGAUGUGUUUUUCAAAGGGUUUGGGUGCACCGAUAGGAUCCAUCCUUGUGGGUUCAAAAGGUUUUAUUGAGAAAGCAAGGAGGAGCCGUAAGGUUUGUACAAAAUAUUGCUUAUGCUUCUAUUGCUGGGCAUAA